ACUGCGCAUGCGUGGAUUGGCUGUGCUCGGCCGUAUGUGUGAGAGAGCUGAGAAGAAAGAGAGACAAGUAACCGGCGUAGAAUCUCCCUGCCCUCCCCUUCCCCGAUAAACCACUGCAGCCAUGUCGGGGCGCUCGGUCCGAGCCGAGACACGAAGCCGGGCUAAAGAUGACAUCAAACGGGUGAUGGCCGCCAUCGAAAAAGUACGGAAAUGGGAAAAGAAAUGGGUGACUGUUGGUGAUACUUCUCUCAGAAUUUACAAGUGGGUGCCUGUUGCUGAACCUAAAGUGGACGAUAUUGAGUUGAAAGUGACAGAUGAGAAUUCGGGACUUCUGAGGCGACCAAAACCCUGUGGAAAAAAGACCAAAAACAAGAAGAAAACAAAAGAUGAGAAAUGUGGCUCAGAACUGACCACCCCAGAAAACAGUUCCUCUCCUGGCAUGAUGGAUAUGCAGGAUGAUAAUAGCAACCAGAGUUCUAUAGCGGAUGCAUCGCCUGUGAAACAGGAGAACAGCAGCACUUGCAGCCCUGCCCCAGAAAACCUUAACACCCAGGCAGACAGCACUGAGUUGAAGUCUGAGGAGGCUAAUUCUAAUGCCAGUGAGCACCAAGAUUCUGAAGUUACUUCGGGUCAAAAUUCACAGUCGUCUGUGGAAAGUUCACUAAUGAAUUCAGAGAAAACUGAGCUACAAUCUUGUGUUGAAAAAGAUGCUUCUGCAGAGAACACAAAAAAUUUUCAGGAUUCUGAUGAUGGUGCCCCUCCAAGCAAAAAGGCAAAAUCUGACAGUUCGGCACAGAACACCGAAGCAGUCUAGACUGUCCAGCUAAACUUCUUCUUUCUUUUAUUAUUUGGGGUCGGUUUACUGUAAGGUACAUUGGUUACUGCAACUAUAGAACAGCCUUACUGAAAUCUUCGUCUCUUUUAAUGAGAAUAGAACUCUUUUUAUCUUCUCAACCUACAAAGCAAAAAUCCAACAAUGCCUGGUCCGGAGGCCAGGAUUUGAGGAAAUGGGAAACUUUCUGUGACAACUCAAAAUACCAAUGACAGUCUUUUGAAGUGGUUGUUGUUAACACUCAGGAGGGUCUACGCACUGUUUUCUGUAGUCAUUUUUACAUUUGUGUUGCUGCUGUAUAUAUGUUUUCCAUUUUGCUAUUUAACAUGUAAGAUAUUUAAAGAUGGUACCUGUUCAGUUUUAAGCCUCCAUGUGAAUUUCCAUAAUUCUGGUUUUGUUACUGUGCCUUUUUGGUUCUAGGAAUUUUAAUUUUAAUAUAAAGUUCCACAUAUGGUGGAUGAAUAUGUUAAAUAUUUGUAGCAAUUUAAAAAAUCAUAAGCCAUUUUCACUAGUGAGCUGAUUACUUUAUCGAAGAGUAUUUGAAUGCCUUUAUCACGCACCAUUUAUCAGCAUCCAUGCAUUCCACAGUCUGGCUGCAACUACUAGUUUAGUUUAACCGCUAACACAUCCUAAAUCUACUUCCAUGUAACUUCUUCCUUCUGUUCCAGGCAGCCAAAUCAUUCAUUUUGUUUUGCUACAGAAUCAGUGGUUCAUCCAUAUUUGUAGAUUACUCUAAAAAAAAAAAACUGUUUUUAAGAUCAAGGGUUUAGUCAAAGCAGUAUUUUAUUUUUCUCUGCCAACUGCUAUAUAUAUAUUUUUCUUAUUUGAUUAAAAAAAAAAUCUAUAUAAAUGGAUUAAUUAUUUGUAACUUGUCAUUCUAGUUUGAUAACAUGGGUGGCUCCUACAAAGACAGCCCAGCUUAAGGCCAGUAUAAAGCAUUACAUGUUGAUGCUUUGUGUAUUUUAGGCUGUGUGCUCAUG
Molecule: messenger RNA, 1812 nt
Organism: Nanorana parkeri
Lineage: Eukaryota; Metazoa; Chordata; Amphibia; Anura; Dicroglossidae
Gene: BCL7A
Product: BCL tumor suppressor 7A
Exons: 7
Coding region: 122-814 (230 amino acids)
Source: RefSeq, a predicted model, not a curated record